AUGGCCACAUCUCUUGCCGUCCUUCCUGGAUUUAUAAAUAGGCAGUGCUUUGAGGUAGAGACGAUUUUUCAAUUUUUUCCAAGCAUCCCCUUGCUGCCAGCCAUGACCGGACGAGCUGACGGAGAGAAAGAGGAGGAAAUCAGCAAAGAAGGCAGCGAUCUUCGCGGAGAGGAUAGAGGAGUAAACGUUACUCUUCCUGUUGUAGAAAAAGCUCAGUAA
Messenger RNA from Strongylus vulgaris, 219 nucleotides. The record is from the annotation of a GenBank genome assembly. NCBI's taxonomy places the organism in Eukaryota, Metazoa, Nematoda, Chromadorea, Rhabditida, Strongylidae.